This is a messenger RNA of Camelina sativa (false flax), 619 nucleotides long. Lineage: Eukaryota; Viridiplantae; Streptophyta; Magnoliopsida; Brassicales; Brassicaceae. The record is from RefSeq and is a predicted model, not a curated record.
AUGGCUGAAAAGCAAAAAGUCGUCUGUGUUACGAGGGGUUACUGGCCUUGUCACUAUCUUGCCAAAACGUUAACGGAACGUGAAGCUUUAGAGUGGAGCAAGAGAAACUUAGCUGAUGUUGUGACGCUCUGCGGUAUAAAAUCCUUGUUGAGCGAUCAACUGUAUCUUGUGGAUGUGCGUGAUGUGACGGAUGCGCUUUUGUUGGUGUAUGAAACUCCAAAAGCAAAAGGAAGAUACAUAUGCAAUUCUCAUUCACUCUACACUGAUUCUCUAAUGGAGAAACUCAAGAAUAUGUAUCCUAAACGCAACUUCCCUGAAAGUUUCACGGAGAGAACAGAGAAGGAGGUGAAGGAAGUAAGGGUUCUAAGAUCAGAGAAGUUGCAGAAUUUGGGAUGGAAGUUUAGGCCAUUAGAAGAAACCAUUGAUGAUUCAGUGGUGAGCUUUGAAGCAGCUGGUGAUCUUCCAAAACCAUUGAUGUCUUCACUCUUUAUUAAUCCUGAAAUAAAGUAAUUCCAUGAAAUGGUUUUGGUAAAAAAUCAAUUUCAUGGUAUUGGUGUUCUUUCUUUUGUAAAAGUCAGAUCUUUCUUACUUUGACUGACAUGAAUAAUUUGAUGGAACA